Poecilia reticulata (guppy) is the source of this 2120-nucleotide messenger RNA. RefSeq names its product E3 ubiquitin-protein ligase TRIM21-like. Lineage: Eukaryota; Metazoa; Chordata; Actinopteri; Cyprinodontiformes; Poeciliidae. The record is from RefSeq and is a predicted model, not a curated record. Gene Ontology annotation, molecular function: protein binding; zinc ion binding.
UGAGUCAAUUAUGGGGCACCCGACUAUAUAAUCUAUCUAAAUCAACACCAGGCUGAGUGCAGAGUUAGAAAUGAACACUGGACAGGAUUAACUCUUUGGAACACUUUGGGGAAUCUAACAUUCUCCAACACUCAUGUUGUUGAAUUGACACUGUAUUCUUAACAUUCAACACUUGCACUGGAAAUCUGACACUUCUGAAUUUGCUGUGUGCUAUAAAAUGGCCCUUCAUGUCUCUAAAACACUCAAACUGCCCCUUAAUCAACUUGUUUUAACUGAAGUUUUCUCUGCUCUGUCCUCAGAGUCCAGAAAUGUCUUCUGGCAGAAACCUGCAGUCUAAAGAUCAGUUUUUCUGCUCCAUCUGUCUGGAUGUGUUCACUGAUCCAGUCUCCACACCAUGUGGACACAACUUCUGCAAAACCUGCAUCACUCAGCUCUGGGAUGCAAAUGUUCCCUACAGGUGUCCUCUGUGCAACGASCAUUUCGCCUCCAGGCCUCAGCUGAGAGUCAACACUUUAUUAAAAGAGAUGGUUGAUCAGUUCAGAGGUGAAGCUCAGCAGGAAGCCAGCAGCAGCUCAGAGCAACAAGCUGCCAAACCAGGAGAAGUUCCCUGUGACGUCUGCACUSGACCCAAACUGAAGGCCCUGAAGUCCUGCAUGGUGUGUCUGCUCUCCUACUGCCAGACUCACCUGGAGCCUCACCUGACCGCUCCACGUCUGAAGAAGCAUCAGCUGAUGGAGCCGGUGGAGAACCUGGAGGACAGGAUGUGUCUGCAGCACGAUAGACCUCUGGAGCUGUUCUGUAGGACCGACCAGACAUGCGUCUGCUUGUUCUGUCCUGUUUUAGACCACAAGAACCACGAGUUUGUUCCUCUGAGAGAAGAAUCUGAAGGAAAGAAGGCAGAGCUGAGGAAGACGGAGGCUCAAGUUCAGGAAAUGAUCCAGAAGAGACGACUGAAGAUCCAGGAGAUCAGAGAGUCGGUGAAGAUCAGUAGAGAUGCUGCAGACAGAGAGAAAGCUGGAGGUGUUCAGGUCUUCACGGCUCUGAAGGAGUCUGCUGAGAGAGGCCUGAAGGAGCUCAUCAAGGAGAUCCAAGACAAACAGGAAGCUACAGUGAAACAGGCUGAAGGCUUCAUCAGAGAUCUGGAGCAGGAGAUCUCUGRGCUGAAGAAGAGGAGCUCUGAGGUGAAGCAGCUCUCACAGGAUGAAGAUCCCCUCCACCUCCUCCAAAGCUUCUCCUCCCUGAAAGMUGCUCCACCCACCAAGACCUGGACAGAGGUCAGAGUUCAUCCACCAUACUAUGGGGGGACUGUGGUGAGAGCUGUGGCUGAGCUGCAGGAGAUGAUGAAGAGGAUGAUGGAGGCUGAGAUGAAGAGGAUCCAGCAGUUUGCUGUUGAUGUGACUCUGGAUCCUCAUACGGCUCAUGCUAGUCUCAUCCUGUCUGAUGAUGGAAAACAGGUGAGACAUGGAGAUCAGAAGAAGAAACUUCCAGACAAUCCAGAGAGAUUUAAUCAGUGUGUUUGUGUUUUAGGACAGCAGAGUUUCUCUUCAGGCAGAUUUUACUUUGAGGUUCAGGUUAAAGAAAAGACUGAAUGGGAUUUAGGAGUGGCCACAGAAUCCAUCAACAGGAAGGGAGACAUCACACUGAGGCCUCGGAAAGGUUUCUGGACUAUUUGGUUGAGAAAUGGAAAUGAGUAUGAAGCUCUUGCUGACCCUGCAAUCCGUCUCCGUCUCCAUCCUCCUCAGAAGGUCGGGGUGUUUGUGGAUUAUGAGGAGGGUCUGGUCUCCUUCUAUGAUGUAGAUGCUGCAGCUCUGAUCUACUCCUUUACUGGCUGCUGCUUCAAGGAGAAACUCUACCCUUUCUUCAGUCCUGAUCUUAAUGAUGUAGGUAAAAACUCUGCUCCUCUGAUCAUCUGUCCUGUUGAUUGUUGCUCUGAUGAAGAUGAUGAAGAUGAAUCUGAGUGACUGCAGGUGAAGUCCAGCUGCUGGAGAGGAGAGCUUGGACAUGACCUGUUCAUCAAAUUAAAACUCAUAUCUAAUAACAUUUGAAGCGUUUUUCCUCAUUAGUUCUGCCUCAUGGUGGUUUUAUGUGAAUUUUAAUCAGAAGUGGAAAUGUAACAUUUG